This is a messenger RNA of Neofelis nebulosa (Clouded leopard), 600 nucleotides long. It is a transcript of the gene C1H5orf58, whose product is annotated as chromosome 1 C5orf58 homolog. The record is from RefSeq and is a predicted model, not a curated record. Bases 196 to 471 code for a protein of 91 amino acids. The transcript is spliced from 4 exons. Lineage: Eukaryota; Metazoa; Chordata; Mammalia; Carnivora; Felidae.
GUCACUUCCCGUCUCGCAUCCAGAACUUUCUCCUACAGUGCCUUGCCUGGGACUACAACUCCCAGGAUGCACCAGGUGGAGAAGCUGGCCAAUCAGGAAGCACAUUCCCCGCCAUUACUUUCGGCCCCGCCCCACCUGCAGUCAGAGGUUUUGUGAGAGUUGGCUGGCCAGUGGCUCUGAAGUGAGUGAUACAGGAUGAAUUUCUGGACUCAGGAGAAAGCAGAGAUGUUUAAGAAUAAUGUUACUGACCAUAAGCUAAACAUGGAAGCCAUAAUUAAAAACAUUAACAUGAUUUCUUUGGAGUUGAAGAAGAUGCAAGAGCUCUCCCAGUUGCUGCUUUGUGACCUUACUUUACAUUUUAAUCAUCCUCUGAAGACAGAUGACUUAGAGGAAACAGAAGGAAAACCGCCCCUCUUUGAUGAAUCUAAAAUAUCAGAUGUGUCCUUUGCUUCUAACAGCUUUUCUGUCUGAUUUCUUUUUGUUUGUUGUGAAUUUAUAACUGUAUUUAUUGUGGACUUAACACAUAUUUGGGAGAAUUAAGUUUACUAAUAUAUUUAAUAUGAUAAAAAACAAAAUAAAAAUAUGAAUUGUAAAUAAUCA